AUGAAAAUAAUUUUAAAAAAAAAUUUAGAACCUUUUAAUUUUACAAAUUAUGUUAAAUAUAGAACAUUUGAAACAAUGUGUGAUGAGAAAUUAUCUAAUCAGAACAGUAAUAAAACUUUAAGAAAUAUAAUUUCAGAUAUUAUAUCAGAAGAAAAAUUAUCUCCUAUAAAUAUUAAAGAAAAUGAAGAAGAAAAAUCAAUUCUAUUAAUUGAUGAAGUUGACGUAUUUUUUUCACAUCAAUUUGAUAAAAUGUAUAAUGCAGUAGUUACAAUUAAAAAUAAACAUAUUACUCAAAUUCAAAAAGACAUUUGGAAACACAUAGUGACUAAUAAAUCUGAUGAAGGUCAAUUGAAAACUUUCUUUGAGCUAAAAUUAUUUAGUUUAAUUGAUAAAGAUAAACUAUUAUCGAAUUUAGCACAUUCAAAUAUAUUAAAAAAUCAUUUAAAAGAAAUGAUAAAUACUGCUUUAAAUAUUCAUAAUAAUAUAAAUACGUUUAAAGAUAAAUUUAAAAUCACAGAUAAUGUUAUAUAUGCUAAAGAUUCGGAUGGAAAAUAUUCUUCAAGUACUAUCUAUAAUUAUGAAAAUAGUUUUUAUUAUUUAAAAUUAAUGUAUGAAAAACAAGAAAAUUUCAUCAAAAAUUGGAUUAAUACCAUUGUUACUCAUAUUCGAAGAAGGAUUGCUGAAGAUAGAUCUGUUUUAAUAUUUUUUGAAAAUGAAAAAAUUCUUGAUGAAUUUUAUAAUUCUUAUUCAGGAGAUUUAGGUGUUAUACCAUUUUUUAUUAUUCAUGCUGGACAUCAUGGAAAAGUUACUUUAUUAACUAAAGAAUUUGGACGUGGUGUUGAUUUUCAAUCAGAAACAAAAGUUGAUGAAAAAGGUGGUAUUCAUGUUAUUCAAACAUUUUUUUCUGUAAAUAUUAAAGAAGAAAUUCAAAUUAAAGGACGAACAGCAAGAAAAGAUGAGUUAGGUAGUUAUGAAUUAAUUUUAUGUUUAGAACAUCUUUAA
Rotaria sordida is the source of this 1002-nucleotide messenger RNA. Lineage: Eukaryota; Metazoa; Rotifera; Eurotatoria; Philodinida; Philodinidae. The record is from the annotation of a GenBank genome assembly.